UUAAUUUUCGCUCUCCAAAACACAAACAAACUUGCCGAUCUUCUUGAUAAGUGUUAUCGCUAUAUUAUUCUAUUUUUUCGAUUAAAUUUCGUUUUUUUAAACUGCCAGAAACCACAAAAAUGUUACAACCGAAAGUUCUCACAUCGGUUUUGGGCCAGGCAAAUACGGGUGGCGUCGAAAACACCAUAUUAUUGACCCACGAGGGGGCACUGCUGGCUUUCUCCGGUUACGGAGAUCGCGAUGCCACCAUAACGGCCGCCAUCGCCAGCAACGUGUGGUCGGCGUACGAAAAGAACGGGCGCAACGCCUUCCGGGAGGAUCGGCUGCAGUAUGUAUUCCUCCAGUGCGAAAAUGGAAACGUUGUCAUCACCCAGGUCGCCAAUUUGCUGCUCUGUCUGUACGCACGGGAAAACGUCGGCUUGGGAAUCCUGAAGGAGAAAGCACAAGCCCUGGUUAAUUAUCUGGAGGGACCACUGAAAGAAAUAGCUACGUCAUAGGUUUGUUAAGUUUUUAUUAUUUGAGGGGGUGUUUCUGGGGAUUCUAUAAAAAUAUACAGAUGCGAAUUUA
This is a messenger RNA of Uranotaenia lowii, 567 nucleotides long. It is a transcript of the gene Lamtor2, whose product is annotated as ragulator complex protein LAMTOR2 homolog. Lineage: Eukaryota; Metazoa; Arthropoda; Insecta; Diptera; Culicidae. Bases 120 to 497 code for a protein of 125 amino acids. Gene Ontology annotation, molecular function: guanyl-nucleotide exchange factor activity; molecular adaptor activity. Gene Ontology annotation, biological process: cellular response to amino acid stimulus; positive regulation of TOR signaling. The record is from RefSeq and is a predicted model, not a curated record. The transcript has 2 exons. Gene Ontology annotation, cellular component: Ragulator complex.